Molecule: messenger RNA, 1056 nt
Organism: Parnassius apollo (apollo)
Lineage: Eukaryota; Metazoa; Arthropoda; Insecta; Lepidoptera; Papilionidae
Source: the annotation of a GenBank genome assembly
AUGCCCUGUUCUUUUAAGCUAGAUACAAGGGAUUCUGAUACUUCUAGACAGUCUAGUUAUGAACAAGUUUUGUUUGAGUUAAAAGGCAACCAAGAGAAAACACGCAGACAUGUAGGAGUAUGUGGUGACAAGUUUGGUUCAUCCUGUAUUUCGAAAGAGAAUAUUUCAAAUAUUAAAACAACACUGAUAUUGGAUAUCGAGACCAGUUCAGAGUAUGAAAAGCCACUAAUUACCCAAGAGAGACCAUGCAAACGUGUAAAGACACUUGGUGGUAAAUCUUGUUCAGCUUCUACUUCCAAUAGAAAGACAAGUAUUACAUUGAUAUCGGAUAUCGAGACCAGUUCAGAGGAUGAAAAGCCACCAAUUACCCAAGAGAGACCAUGCAAACGUGUAAGGACACGUGGUGGUAAAUCUUGUUCAGCUUCUACUUCCAAUAGAAAGACAAUAAGUAUUGAAGAAGAAUUAACAGACAUCACUGGAACCACUUCAGAACAUGAAAAUCUCUCAAAAAGAUCUGAAAAUGAAAACUUACCCAUAUCAGAUGAACAACUACUACAAAUUCUUGAAGACCCUGAUGAGAAUUAUGACGACGAUAUUUUUGAUGCUGAUUUCAUUGAGAACAUGAAUCAUUCUGACAAUGAUAGCGACACAUCAAUUGUAAGUGAAGACGAAUUAGUCCCAAGAAAUACUGAGGAAGAUCAAGAAUGGUCAAAUCACUAUAGACAGACUAGAAGAAUUAAUUUUGAAGGAAAUCCUGUAGGAUUAAAAAUUCAACCUGAGGGUUCAGAACCAAUUGAUUAUUUUAAUCUUGUAGUGACAAAUGAAUGUCUUCAAAUGAUUGUUGAAAAAAGCAAUGAGAAUGCGUCUCAGAUAUUAGCGCAAAAUUUUCCUGGAACAGCAGUAUCAUACGCAGCGUCACUGCCACUCGCUCUGCUGGUAGAGCUGCCAGUAAUGCGACUUCACCGUGAACUGACGCGGUUACGACAUACCAACAAGACUAGUCAGACGACCCAGCAGCCACCGUCAUCCCAUAAAGUGGACAAGACUGAAAUGUGA